GUUCAAGCCUCCGUCAUGGAAGAGUGCUACCGCCGGUAUCUGCCCGAUGGGAUCGGCGCGCGGCAGAGAUGGCACCGCCCGUUUGAGGAGCUGCCCCUCCUCGAGUUCACGGCGCCGGCCGCCGCCGGGCAGCAGGAGCCGUGUCCUGGGCACACCGUCUCGACAGACCUGGCUUUCUGGAGGUUCGUGUGCGGUGUCUUCCAGCGCUGCAAGGCGGACCUGGGGAAGGUGCUGGAGCUGCGCGCGGCGGACCGCAACGUGCUCGACCUGGCAAAUACGAGCAGCGGCCUGCGACAGCAGGACGUUUUGACCCUGGCCGACCCCUCGGGCCGCCGCCUGUUCUCGGGGCGGGCAGCAGCAGACUGCCUGGGCAAGCCGACGAGCUAUCGAUCGCCGGAGUCGUGCGAGGACAGCUUCGUCACUCUCUUCGAGCCGUGUGUCUCCGUGGCGCAGGCCGAGCAGGUCUUCGAUCUGGGGAGGGGCAGUGGCACGUCCGCUCCGCUCUACUGGGGGGUCGACUUCGAGGACAGCGCGGUGGCCUGCCCGCGGGAGCUGGACAAGAGCCUGGACGCGUACUUUUCGGCGCACAGGAGCCGCUUCUCCGCGGCCUCCACGCAGCCAGUCGCGCGCCUGCCCGGGCUGGAGCUGCCCCACCACAGCUGCAGAGUCGACGGCGUCCGGCUUCCGCUCCACGUGUACGUGCUGUGCAGGCUGGCCUGGUUCCACUCCCAGCAGGCGGCGGGAGCCCAGGAAGAGGUGCCUGCGCGCAAGCUUGCCCGACCCAGGCGGCUGCCCCUCUAC
Prorocentrum cordatum is the source of this 801-nucleotide messenger RNA. NCBI's taxonomy places the organism in Eukaryota, Dinophyceae, Prorocentrales, Prorocentraceae. The record is from the annotation of a GenBank genome assembly.